Rattus norvegicus (Norway rat) is the source of this 15319-nucleotide messenger RNA. The record is from RefSeq and is a predicted model, not a curated record. Lineage: Eukaryota; Metazoa; Chordata; Mammalia; Rodentia; Muridae.
CUUUUUUGAUGACUUUUAGUUGAAAAUUGAUUUUAUUCGAUAUUAGAAUGGCUAUUCCAGCUUGCUUCUUCCGACCAUUUGCUUGGAAAGUUGUUUUCCAGCCUUUCACUCUGAGGUAGUGUCUGUCUUUGUCUCUUAGGUGUGUUUCCCGUAGGCAGCAGAAUGCAGGGUCCUCGUUGCGUAUCCAGUUUGUUAAUCUAUGUCUUUUUAUUGGAGUUGAGACCAUUGAUGUUGAGAGAUAUUAAGGAAUAGUGAUUAUUGCUUCCUGUUAUAUUCAUAUUUGGAUGUGAGGUUAUGUUUGUGUGCUUUUCUUCUCUUUGUUUUGUUGCCAAGUUGAUUAGUUUCUUGCUUUUUCUAGGGUGUAGCUUGUCUCCUUAUGUUGGGCUUUACCAUUUAUUAUCUUUUGUAGAAAAAUAUCGUGUAAAUUUGGUUUUGUCAUGGAAUAUCUUGGUUUCUUCAUCUAUAUUAAUUGAUAGUUUUGCAGGAUACAGUAACCUGGGCUGGCAUUUGUGUUCUCUUAGGGUCUGUAUGACAUCUGUCUAGGGUCUUCUGGUUUUCAUAUCUCUGGCAAGAAGUCUGGUGUGAUUCUGAUAGGUCUGCCUUUAUAUGUUACUUGACCUUUUUCCCUUGCUGCUUUUAAUAUCUUUCUUUAUUUUGUGCGUUUGGUGUUUUGACUAUUAUGUGACAGGAAGAGUUUCUUUUCUGGUCCAAUCUAUUUGGAGUUCUGUAGGCUUCUUAUAUGCUUAUGGGCAUCUCUUUCUUUAGGUUAGGGAAGUUUUCUUCUAUGAUUUUGUUGAAGAUAUUUACUGGUCCUUUGAGCUGGGAGUCUUCACUCUCUUCUAUACCUAUUAUCCUUAGGUUUGAUCUUUUCAUUGAGUCCUGGAUUUCCUGUAUGUUUUGGACCAGUACUUCAGUUUUACAUUAUCUUUGACAGUUGUGUCAAUGAUUUCUAUGGAAUCUUCUGCUCCUGAGAUUCUCUCUUCUAUCUCUUGUAUUCUGUUGGUGAUGCUUGUAUCUACGGCUCCUUGUCCCUUCCUUUGGUGUUCUAUAUCCAGGGUUGUUUCCCUGUGUUCUUUCUUGAUUGCUUCUAUUUCCAUUUUUAAUUCCUUCAACUGUUUGAUUGUGUUUUCCUAGAAUUCUUUCAGGGAUUUUUGUGAUUCCUCUCUGUAGGCUUCUACUUGUUUAUUUAUGUUUUCCUGCGUUUCUCUAAGGGAGUUCUUCAUGUCUUUCUUGAAGUCCUCCAGCAUCAUGAUCAAAUAUGAUUUUCCAUCUAGAUCUUGCUUUUCUGGUGUGUUUGGAUAUUCAGUGUUUGCUUUGGUGGGAGAAUUGGGCUCUUAUGAUGCCAUGUAGUCUUGGUUUCUGUUGCUUGGGUUCCUGCGCUUGCCUCUCGCCAUCAGAUUAUCUCUGGUGUUACUUUGUUCUGCUAUUUCUGACAGUGGCUAGACUGUCCUAUAAGCCUGUGUGUCAGGAGUGCUGUAGACCUGUUUUCCUAUUUUCUUUCAGCCAGUUAUGGGAACAGAGUGUUCUGCUUUCGGGCGUGUAGUUUUUCCUGUCUACUGGUCUUCAGCUGUUCCUGUGGGCCUAUGUCCUGAGUUCACCAGGCAGGUUGCUUGGAGCAGAAAAGUUGGUCUUACAUGUGGUCCCGAGGCUCAAGUUUGCUCUUGGGGUGUUGCUUAUGAGCUCUCCAUGAGGGCAGCAACCAGGAGGACCUGUGCCGCCCUUUCCGGGAGCCCCCAUGCACCAGGGUCCCAGAUGGCGUUUGGUGUUUUCCUCUGGAGUCAGAAAUGUGGGCAGAGUGUAGUCUUUUCUGGCUUCCCAGGUGUGUCUGCCUCUCUGAAGAUUCAGCUCUCCCUCCCAUGGGAUUUGGGUACAGAGAACUGCUGAUCUGGUCCCUUCAGGUUCCGGAGGUGUCUCGGGCACAGGGGACCUGCAACUCCAGUGCCCUUAUCUACCGGAUCCCAGAGGCCGUAUCUGUAUGACUCUUUCAAUUAAAAUGAAGAUAAGUAUUCAAGGCCAGCCUGGUCUGCAUAGUAAGUUUUAGGUCAGCCAAAGCUACACAUUGAAACCAGUCUCAAAGAAAAACCACAACAACACGAAUUAAGAUAAAUGAUUAAAUUACAGGGAUUCUUUGUUCACAGUAAAGAUUUGCUUGGCAUUAGAGAGAGGUUUCUAAGUUUUUGUAGUUCUUGGAUCCCAUAAAUAGAAAAAUUUCAUGAUGGCAGUCUGGUAUGGCAGGGCGUGACUAUAAUUCCAGAAGAGGCAAGAUGAUCAGGAUUUCAAUGUCAGACUAAGCUAUAGAGAGAGCCAGACUCUAUUUCAAACAAAGAAAGAUACAAACAACUCCACCUAAAACAAAAGAAAAACCCAAACCCAAACCAAAAAAAGCACAAGAUGAACAUAUACAUACUAAUAUAUAUGUACACACACAUGUAUAUUGUAUAUGCAUAUAUAUAUAAAUACACAUAUUUAUAUACAUGUAUAUCUACAUUAUAUAUACACAUAUAUAUAUACAUAUGCCCCUGUAGAUCUUUGUGUUAUAUAAAUCUAAACUUAUGAGGACAGUAGCAGUGUUUUGAGUGUCAUCUUUGAAUCCAGAGAACAGAACUGAAGUUAUCAAAACAAGAAUUGUUGGUUCAUAGUUGUGUCCUAAGGACUUGAUGACACAAUUCAAAGAAGCGUUUGCUCUGCAGCUGCUGUUAUGAUAAAUAGUUUGGAUCUGCAUCCCACCCUCAUUAUUAGAAAAGCAUACUCUUAUGUACUAUGUUGCUCCCUGAGUCCCUACCCAGCAUCUCCCUAGCUUUUUUCUGGGAAAAAGCCUUGCAUAUGCUGCCUAUAGCUAAGGUGGAGAGGUCCUGACCUGUCCAAGUCCUAAGGAGUGGGCAUUUCAUGUGCCCGGACACAGAGAAUAACACAGAAAUAAGCUUAUUAUCUAAGUCAUGACAGAGGGACUCAAUCUUGGGGUAUUUUCUUCAAUUAGUGAGAAGAAAGCACUGUCCUUCUACUGAGUGGGGAAUAGGCCUGAAUGAGAGGAGAGAAACGAGAGGGGAGGGGGGGAGAGAGAGAGAGGGAGAGAGAGAGAGAGAGAGAGAGAGAGAGAGAGAGAGAGAGAGAGAGAGAGAGACUCUUACUUAAAUCAUCUUGGGAGUGAGUCCCACAGUCAGAUGCCAGGAUUUCUCAUUUAUAUGAACACGUAGGUUAUUUUUAUUAAAGCCAUUUGAAUUAGUUCUUAAUACUUGAAAUAAAUGCAACCAAAGCCAGCACUCCUGAUGCGGGGUGACCACAUGGAACAUUACUUUGGUGUUGACAUACUCACCCCAUUUUAUGGUUUAUUUACUAUGCUUCACUUUCUAGCAGUGUGAGGGAGCAGGGGUGAUGUAAUGAAAGUCACUACUGUUUAAACAGCCACUGCCAGAUGAUUUGAUUAGCAUUGUCAAAGAACAGAAUGCAAACAAGAUGAUAUAGCUAGAUAAAUUUCAGACUUUCAGUUUAUGUUAUUUUGAAAAUAGAAAAGUUUAUAGAUGUUUUUCUUCUUUGGUUAAGUAAAAGAAGUUGAAACUUGAUUAUGUUGUGAAUAUGAACUUCUCUGUUUCAGUUUGACAUUUUUGUUAGAUGUCUGCCUUCUACCAGAAUGGGAGUCCUGUGCUUCAUCUGCCUAUGUUUGACAUUUUCAUAUGCUAAUCCUAUUCAUUACUAUAUAAUUCUACUUAAGAUCAACUGUAAUGGAUUUGCUUCAAAUUACAGAUUUCACUAGUUAAAAAAAAAAACAAAACAGGAAUAAGUGCUGUAGUACAGAUUGUGAUGUUUGCCUGGAAAAAAAUAAUCUGUAUUUGAGAGGAAAAUUAUUCUCCACAUGUAGUUAUGGAGAGUCUAUCUGAUUUUUAUAAGUUAUAUUUAAAGGGGGAUGCUUUGAUAUAUAUUAUUUACAUAGCCUUUUAGGAGUUCUCCACUUGUAUGUUUUAAUAGGACCUGAAACACACAUGAAAAGACCAGGCUAAUAUGCUCUUUCCUUCAGCACACACUGGGCCUUUUUGUUGUAAGAUUUUAUUGCUUAAAAGUUAAAAACAUCAUCAGAAAUAGCAUCCUGGCUUUCCUGUUUUUCAUCCACACAUUCUCAAUCAAAUUUGCUCUUCUUUACUGCAAGCCUUCCGUGCCAGUACUGUAGGUUUUCUCCCUGGGCCUGAUAAACAUAGUCUUCAGAUUUGAUAAUCUCAGACAGCAGUCUCAGGGCUGUGGAGGUGCCACUGGGACAUGGCCUUGCUUAGAGUUUGGAGUGCUGACUACCAGUUUAAAAGAGUAACACUCACAUUGGAGUGAUUUAGGAUGUAGGAUGGGUAAAGAUCUUUUCCUAAUCUGUUGGUUGCCGUUUUGUCCUAACCACAGUGUCCUUUGCCUUACAGAAGCUUUGCAGUUUUAUGAGGUCCCAUUUGUUGAUUCUUGAUCUUAGAGCAUAAGCCAUUGGUGUUCUGUUCAGGAAAUUUUCCCCAGUGCCCAUGUGUUCCAGAUUCUUCCCCACUUUCUCUUCUAUUAGUUUGAGUGUAUCUGGUUUGAUGUGGAGGUCCUUGAUCCACUUGGACUUGAGCUUUGUACAAGGAGAUAAGAAUGGAUUGAUUUGCAUUCUUCUACAUGCUGACUUCCAGUUGAACCAGCACCAUUUGUUGAAAAUGCUAUCUUUUUUUUCCCACUUUUUUGGUUUUAGCUUCUCUGUCAAAGAUCAAGUUGGGGUUCACUUCUGGGUCUUCAAUUCUAUUCCACUGGUCUACCUGUCUGUAGGGAUUACAGAUGUGAGUCACUCUUCCCUGCUCUAGUUUGUGUCUUUGCACAAAUCAUCUAGUAGGAAUGGGACAUCUCUGUGAUUCUAAGUUGCUCUUUACUUAAUGUUGUACACUGUCUUUUACCAGAUUGCGCACCAAGUUCAUACAGAUGUGCAUGGGACCCCAAGUGUAUCUCACCCACGUUUGGUGAGACCUGCUUGCUAUUUCAUUUUAUACUGAAAAACCAAUUAAGUUUAUACAUUAUUUAAAAAAAUUCUUUAGCUUGACAAGUUGUAAUUAUUUGUAAUUUGGGAGAACAUGGCAAUCUGUAUGUAGUGUGAAAUGUUAGAAUUAAGCUAGUUCAUACACCUGCCACCUUUCAUUCUUAUCAGCUAUGGCUCUCACCUCGGCACAACGUGGUCUUUUGACCAAAAACUAUUCCUGAACUGCAUUCCUACUCUGUGCACACUGCUCUGUCUCUUUACUGUUAGCAUUUUAGAUUUCCUGCAAAGGAGAAAGAACAUGUGGGCUUUGACUUAGCAGUAAGGCCUUCUUCCCAAAGGCCUUGGGGUACUCCUUCCAACAGGAGUCUGAAGAUUUUCUUCUUUUCCUGAGUGAAGACACCGUUCCUCUUUUCUGAGGGAAUACAUAUUGACAUUUUCCUGAUAACUGUGAACUUUUAUAAAGUCCUUUUCUUUUUUUCUUAGAGUUUUUCUUUGAUUUGUAAAUAUGUCAUUUCUGGACCAUGUAGCAAAGAUCGCAUAGAAUCUGCCUUCUUUCAGUUUUAGAAUUGGUUAAAGUUGAGAAAUGUUUUGCAUCUGUGUUCGUAAAUGAGAUUAGUCAUAAUUUUCUCUUCUUACAGCAUCUGCAUUUGGCUUUGGAAUUAAGAACACUGUAGCCUUGUAAAAUAAAGGAUUCCAAGGUUACCUUCCCUUGGAGGACUUUGCAAUUUAAAUAUACACUGUAACUGGGAGAGAGAUUAUUUUAUCCUUAAAGUAUUUUGAAACAUCAACUUAAGAUAUUGGUGUUGUCAUUGUUGGGGGAGGGGGUGUGGAUAUGGAGGAAGUUGGGAUAGAGAAGAUGGAAAAGUCUGGGUAUCUUCAUUGGUCAAAACAAUAGCAGGGUUACUGUUGUGCUUCUGUCUUUGGUUAUUCUAUAAGGCUUUUGGAACACUCAGUUGGGAGUAUGAUGAGAACAGCAGGUUUGGAAAUGUCUGUGAAAGUGUGAACUAAACAGAAGGUUUCUGCAGCCAAUGGGAGUUCAUGUGAGUUCCUCUGCAUACAUUGAAAAUGGUACAGCUUCUCUUUCAGGCUUGCUGCUCUCAGCUCCUGGUCAUUUUGAGCCGUGUAUGGCACCCAUGUCCCUGCAAGUCUCUUCUUGGGGCCAGUUUCAGCCCAUUUUGCCUCUAUGUGGGGAGAAAUAGCUGUAGUUCCUCUCCUAGGAAAAAGCCGACUGAUGCCAAAGUUAGGAACUCUUGGGCUUCAUGCAUGUGCAUUGUGGCCAGUGGUUUCUUACAAAUGAGCAAAUGUGCUUGCUGUCUAGAAUCCUUGCCUCUUCUAAAAGUGGGACAGUUUUAAUCAGUGCAGUGUUGGGGCUUGUGCUGUAUGCCAGGUACUAGAUACUCAGAGGUGACUGUUCUUCCUGUUUUCCACCUUUUCCUCUAUGGCUUGCUCCUUUUCUGAUACCACAGGUUUCUGUUUCUCUUUUACUUUGCCUGUCAAAGCAAAGAACCUUUUAAUAGGAAUUUCAAGUUGAAGUCAAGUUCCUUCCUGAGAAGACCUGCACUAGCUUGUGAACAAGGCUUGUUUGUUUGUUUAUUUAGAACCCAGUGUCAGUGAGGGCACAAUGCCACUUGACUCCUGUGGGGACUCCCUUCCCUCCUCUGUUCUGUGGGCUUGGACUGUUGUCCUAAAGACAGAAACUCGAUGAAGGUGAGAGGAUGGAGGAUCAGACCAUGCAUGAUUGUCUGAUGCUGUCCUUAUUGACAAAAUAAGAAUGUCUUCCAAGCAAGCCACCUCUCCAUUUGCCUGUACAGUGGAUGGAGAGGAAACAAUGACCCAGGAUUUGACCUCAAGGGAAAAGGAAGAGGGCAGUGAUCAACACCCGGCCUCCCAUCUGCCUCUGCACCCCAUAAUGCACAACAAACCUCACUCUGAGGAGCUGCCGACGCUUGUCAGUACCAUUCAACAAGAUGCUGACUGGGACAGCGUUCUGUCAUCUCAGCAAAGAAUGGAGUCAGAGAAUAAUAAGUUAUGUUCCCUAUAUUCCUUCCGAAAUACGUCUACCUCACCACAUAAGCCUGACGAAGGGAGUCGGGAGCGGGAAAUAAUGAACAGUGUUACUUUUGGAACCCCGGAACGCCGCAAAGGGAGCCUUGCCGAUGUGGUGGAUACGCUGAAGCAGAAGAAGCUGGAGGAGAUGACUCGGACGGAACAAGAGGAUUCCUCCUGCAUGGAAAAACUACUUUCAAAAGAUUGGAAGGAAAAAAUGGAAAGACUAAAUACGAGUGAACUUCUUGGAGAAAUCAAAGGUACACCUGAGAGCCUUGCAGAGAAAGAACGGCAACUCUCCACCAUGAUUACCCAGCUGAUCAGCUUGCGGGAGCAGCUCCUGGCAGCGCACGAUGAACAGAAAAAGCUGGCAGCCUCGCAGAUCGAGAAACAGCGGCAGCAAAUGGACCUUGCUCGCCAACAGCAAGAACAGAUCGCAAGACAACAGCAGCAACUUCUACAGCAGCAGCACAAGAUUAAUCUCCUGCAGCAACAGAUCCAGCAGGUUCAGGGGCACAUGCCUCCGCUCAUGAUCCCAAUUUUUCCACAUGACCAGCGGACCUUGGCAGCAGCUGCUGCCGCCCAACAGGGAUUCCUCUUCCCCCCUGGAAUAACAUACAAGCCAGGUGAUAACUACCCCGUACAGUUCAUUCCGUCAACAAUGGCAGCUGCUGCUGCUUCUGGACUCAGCCCUUUACAGCUUCAGAAGGGUCAUGUAUCUCACCCACAAAUUAACCCAAGGCUAAAGGGCAUAAGUGACCGUUUGGGCAGGAAUUUGGACCCCUAUGAACAUGGUGGUGGCCACUCUUACAACCACAAACAGAUUGAGCAGCUCUAUGCCGCUCAGCUGGCCAGCAUGCAGGUGUCACCUGGAGCAAAGAUGCCAUCAACUCCGCAGCCACCAAACUCAGCAGGGGCGGUCUCACCUACUGGGAUAAAAAAUGAAAAGAGAGGGACCAGCCCUGUAACUCAAGUUAAGGAUGAAACAACAGCCCAGCCACUGAAUCUCUCAUCCCGGCCGAAGACAGCAGAGCCUGUGAAGUCCCCAACAUCUCCCACCCAGAGCCUCUUCCCAGCCAGCAAAACCAGCCCUGUCAACCUGCCAAACAAGAGCAGCAUCCCCAGCCCCAUCGGGGGAAGCCUGGGGAGAGGAUCCUCUUUAGAUAUACUAUCCAGUCUCAACUCUCCUGCCCUGUUUGGGGACCAGGACACAGUGAUGAAAGCUAUCCAGGAGGCUCGGAAGAUGCGAGAACAGAUCCAGCGGGAGCAGCAACAGCAGCCGCACGGAGUUGAUGGGAAGCUGUCCUCCAUGAACAGCAUGGGGCUGAGCAACUGCAGGAAUGAGAAGGAAAGAACACGCUUUGAGAACCUGGGUCCCCAAUUAACAGGAAAGUCAAGUGAAGAUGGAAAGCUGGGCCCUGGUGUCAUCGAUCUGACUCGGCCAGAGGACGCAGAAGGAAGCAAAGCAAUGAAUGGCUCUGCAGCUAAACUACAGCAGUAUUAUUGUUGGCCAACAGGAGGCGCCACUGUGGCUGAAGCACGCGUCUACAGGGAUGCCCGAGGCCGUGCCAGCAGCGAGCCCCACAUCAAGCGACCAAUGAAUGCGUUCAUGGUUUGGGCAAAGGACGAAAGGAGGAAAAUUCUUCAGGCCUUCCCUGACAUGCAUAACUCCAACAUUAGCAAAAUCUUAGGAUCUCGCUGGAAAUCCAUGUCCAACCAGGAGAAGCAACCUUACUAUGAAGAGCAGGCCCGGCUAAGCAAAAUCCACCUAGAGAAGUACCCAAACUACAAGUACAAACCCCGGCCGAAGCGCACGUGCAUUGUGGACGGCAAGAAGCUCCGGAUCGGGGAGUACAAGCAGCUGAUGCGCUCACGAAGGCAGGAGAUGCGACAGUUCUUCACUGUGGGGCAACAGCCUCAGAUUCCCAUCACCACAGGAACAGGUGUUGUGUAUCCUGGUGCUAUUACUAUGGCAACGACCACACCAUCACCUCAGAUGACAUCUGACUGCUCUAGCACCUCUGCCAGCCCAGAGCCCAGCCUCCCUGUCAUCCAGAGCACGUAUGGUAUGAAGAUGGACGGCGCGAGCCUGGCUGGGAACGACAUGAUUAAUGGCGAGGAUGAAAUGGAAGCCUAUGACGACUACGAAGAUGAUCCCAAAUCAGACUAUAGCAGCGAAAACGAGGCCCCAGAGCCUGUCAGUGCCAACUGAGGAGCUUUUGUUUGCUGAAUUAAAACACUCUGACAUUUCGCUCCCUUUCCCCAACAACAACAACAAAGUUCUUAAAGAGCCCGCAUGCAUUUGUGGCUCCACAAUACAUCAGCAGAAUGGUCUUAAUUGCUUCGUAACGUGUGAGACAGAUGACGUUUUCCUGAUUUUUCAUAAACUUGAGUUUUUGUCGUUACCGUUACUGUUGUUGUUUAUUUAGGUGAAGAUGUAUUAAAUAUGAGACACCGGGACUUGGAAACCUAUCUCCGCCCAUCGCCGUCUUACGAGUCUUACAUUUCUGUCUUACUAUUUUUCUUUUGGAUGUUGACAAAGGGUUUAAGUUACUGUUUUAGAUGGGGUUAAACAUUCUCACUCAGGUAUGCUGUGCCGGCUACAGGUUGUGAAUGUGUUUUUAUUCUGAAUUACUUUAGAAAAAUAACUGAGGGUUUCGUAUUGUGAAACCGGACAAGUCCACGGCGUGAGCGGCUGCAUAUAGAACAUGGUCAAAAGGCCUCGGAAUUCCAUUGUUUUUUUCCAUGUGUAGAAUUCAACUUUGAAUGUGCCAAACUUUUUUCAUAACUUUUGAAUCUUAACUAUUUUGAAAGUCUUACAGGAGACACUGCAAAGUCUUAGACAAUCUUUGGCAUCUUAAAAUAAAAUAGCAAACCACAUUUUUUUUUCCAGAAAAUGGUGAAGUACUCAGGAAUCUGGAGACAAGAUAUUGUAAGGAAUGAGCAAGGCUACCACAGUGCGUGAACCCAAUUGUGUUUGCCUAUUGAUGUGCCAUCGGUGUGUGGCGUGGGUUGACAUAGAUCAGAGCAAUCACCACAGCAGACACCACACGGUGGGCUCCCCUGUCUGAGACCACAGCAGACACCAACACGGUGGGCUCCCCUGUCUGAGACCACACCGGACACCAACACGGUGGGCUCCCCUGUCUGAGACCACCUCUCACUACAUCCAUUCUUCCUUGCCUUUUGCCCUGACAUUCAACCUUAACACAUUGUUCUCUUAAAUAAUUUAUUCAUUCCAGAAUGUCAAGGGUCCACUUACUAUUUAUUUUAAAAAUUAUUGGUGGCAUUAAUUUAAUAUUUUUCCUUCCUUGCCCUUUAACCUCUUCUUCCUGCUGGAUACAAAAGAUGUACAUAGCAACCUCGUGUCCCCAGAGUCCAUGGAGACGUCUCUGAAGUGAUGCUAGCCAUGCAUACAUGGUUGUUUUUAAAAAUGAGUGUAUAUCUGGCUGCAGGGUUGUGCAUCUGCAUCAAGAUGUCCUACAUUUAAACAUGUAUGCCCCCAGGAGUCACUGUGACCUCAGGUCUUUGACUAGAGUUUCUCCUUCAUUCAGUUUUUCAGUAAACAGUAGAACCUGAGUUCCAUUCAGCAGUGAGGGUCAGCAGUGGUUACUGCCAGUCAAGGAGCCUCUCACAGCCACUCUGAAGUCCAAGGGCCAUGGGCCAUACAGGAGUCUACAUUGGAGCUGGCAUGCUGUCACCUUUACUGAGCUACCUGGUCCCAGCUGGCACAUCCAUGGAGAUCUUUGCAAAAUCUGCAGGUUGUUAGACAAUUUAAAGGAAAGACUGGGUGAAAGGAAAGCACAGGGAAGGGAAAGUACAGGUGUGCUGCCAGCUCUUAGGGGCACAUGGCGUCUGGAGGUACCCGCCAGCUCCUCUGACGACCUGGUUUCUCAGUGUCUGUGAACGCUGCUGAUCUGCUCCUGUUGCUCAAGGUGAGCCCUGGAGACAUGCUGCAGGGCUGUGAGGGAUCCAGGUUCCCUCUCCCAUCUCCUAACUACAGGUAGUUCUACUAAGUUGUGAGUUUGACCAUCCUAAAGCCAAGCCUGUUGCUUACAAGAAGCCUUACUCAGAGCCCUUCGGUAGGAGGUGUCAGUGAACAGUACAGCCUAGCAUCUAAGCAUCAGGACAAAGAACAGCUCCAUCAAGAAUUGAGCCAUUUUGUCACUUGGGAAAAAGUAGUAAAACGUCAUAUUUAUUUAAAGAGUGCUCCAGGCCAUACCUAAUAGCAAUAAAUAUGGGUCUAGCCAAGAGAUGACCAGCUGAGUCAUUAGCUGUGAGUGCUCGCCAUAAGCUGUUUAAGGUACUGCUAGGAAUGUUUUGUUCUUAAUAUUAUUAACGGGGUAUUGGAACUUUGUUCUCGCACAUUGUUUUCAUAUGAGGAGGAAGUCACUUUUCAAAAACAAGAUGAGUAUUUAUUAUGUCUUACUGAUUUCUUGGACUCUCUCUCCUCAGUUUCUCCUCAUGCUUCCCCACUUCUCUUUGGCUUCUGCUCUCAUUGGUAUGUUUGUUUCUGUUUUUGUUUGUUUGUUCUUUUUUUAAGGAAAAAACUGUGCUGCAUAGGUAGGAUGUUGUAUGGCUAGCAUUGAAUUGUAUGUAAUUAAUUUUGCACAAAGGCAAACAUUUAGCAUAGUAGUUAAUUUUGUUUGUUAUUAUGACCAUGCCAAAAUAAUAUUCUGGGCUAGUAGAGAACAAAGGACUGUUCUUUAGGACUGAAACUUGAUUUUACUUGUAGUAAGAAAAAGAAAAAGAAAAGGAAAAGAAUCCCACACACUCACAGACGUUGUUUCGUACGUGUUACAAGCACUGGAUAUAAAUGGUAUUUUUAUCACUGACUAAUGUGAAACUGGUAUGGAAACCAUGAACAAAAGUCACCUGUUUCGACUCGUGUGGGCUUGCCUCACAGUUGCCGGAUCUGAGUCAUUUUUAUGUCUUGUUAUUUCAUUUAUUUAUGCAAAAUACAUGUGUGUAGGAACACUCUGUGUCAGCUCCAGCUUGGCCUCAGCACUGGGGUUCAGUAACUUCUAGCCAUAUUCUCAAGUACAAAAGCUGUCCGGGAAUGACUGGGUAUGAGCGCCUCUUUCAUUGGCUCAGACAGUGAUGCUGUAUUGAAAUCUAAAUUUUGUGCAUACACAGUUUAUUCUAUUUAUUAGCCACACUUGGCUCUAAAUAUCCAUGGGGAUGGAGAACGACGAUCACAGAGAUGACUUACACCAGUGGGGCUUAAGCAAAGUUUUAUGACUUCACCAUCUCAUUUUUAGAGUUUUCUAAUUGUGUAAAUAUAACAUAGAAAUAGAAUUUAUUUUUGGUUCAUGAAUUCCUAGUGACAUAUAAGUUAUGUAUCUUCUUUCUUCUGUUCUCUAUUCAUAUGUGUUGCUCCACACUAAAAGCUGGCCGUCACAGUUAGUGUGGACAGAGAGUUAUCAGCUCCAGCGAGGCAGCAUCCAUCCUCAGCCAAGACAGCAAGACCCCUAGCUGGUCCUCACACAGCCUGGAACCCACUGGCCCCAACUCAGACUCCCCAUCUCCACAUAGAGAGCUGCGGAGCUGCACACACUGAGUUUCCAGCAGAGUUGAAAGGAAGUCAGUUUGCUUUGGUAAUCCAGACCCAUCUGCCCAGAUAGCUCUGUGGCCCUAGAAUGGCAAGAAGCAGGGGUUGCAUUUCAGAGGUAAAGAUCUGCCUGCAAGGUUAGUAUAAACCCCACAGCACCAGCCCAGGGCAAUCCAAAGUCACCUUCUUGCAGUGUUCCGUUCCCCAUUUUACACUAGCUUUAAAUCAAAGGCCAGGUUUGUCUCCGUCAGAGCACUCACAGAAUCGGGUCUUUCUUUACCAACUGGGAAUAGCAGUACUGAUAGCCUUCCUGCUAAUGAACAGGGUCUAUGGACUAGGAAGGAAGGGCAGAGAGGAAGGAAUACAGGGACACAGAGAGAAGGUUCAUCCAUGGACAUGAGAAGCCUAGUUGGCAACUUCUCUUCCUUGCUGGCAAAUUCCAGGCCAUGUUGUUUUCGCAAACACUCUCUCAACCUUUCAGGUUUGCAUCACGCGGCAUUUGAUACCUUCUAGCCUGUCCUCAGUCUGCAUUCCUUCUCCAAGGCCUGGUACUGACUCCCAGGACAGCUUCUAAAUUCAGGUGUGGGCUCACAGUGCUAUUCCACUUGUCAAAUGCUGGCCUCCUCUGGACAUUUGCCCUGUGUGAGCCGGGAGUGCUAAAAAAGGGUGUGAUCCCUCUAGGGCUGACACCAGGCUCCUGCAGAGCUAGGCUGCAUCUCUAGUAUAAAGCCUCCUGAGCCAGGAGCUCAGUGUCAGGGAUGACCACCUCCUUCAAGAGAAACAUGGGCUGGUCAUGCUGAUGCCACCGAGGAUGGUGCUGCUCUCCAGUCACUCACUUCCAAUAAACUGACUUUACCAACUUCUUCGAGAAAGGCAACACACAGAACUUCAUAGUUUUGAGCCAUAGAAGUUCUGUACCAAGUGUCAACAACAGCAAAGAUCUGUGUGUAGAAGAUUCAGUUGGGAUGAUGGCUGGGUCUCUCUCUUUACCGAGAAAGCAGCAGCCGCAUUGGCUGUGCCUUUGCUUGGCAUGCACAUUUCUAAGGCUCGGGCUGACACUUGAGUUCAUUCUCCAAGUAUAAUGACAGCAGUGACCUUGCCUGUCCCACCUGCUCUGCUUUAUUUAGGCCCUCUACCCCUGAUGUGGCUUCCUCAUGGGCAGGUAUUCCUUCUGCCAAUCACGUUUCUGAUACCACACACGAUCAUGGGUCUGCACAGCAAAAGUAGAUUGAAAGUCACAACACUGCAAGCAUAGAUCCUUUUUGUCCCCAUCCUGUCCUUUCCAAACACCUAUAAACUGGUACUCGAGGACAGAGGUGGAGUGAGGGAGGGAGGGAUGGAGAGUCACGGCUUCCUGCAGAUUCUUCUAUUAACAAGGAAGCUGGUGCAAAGUAAAGAGGUGACGUUUCUUGCUGGUCCUAUGUCCACAGAACUGCAGGCGGAGAGCAGGGCUUCCAUGGGUGGCACUUGGAGUCUGGGGAAUGUGCAAACAUGUAAUUGCCAUCGCCACACGUCGCAGGGAUGCUGGUGUGCGUCCUCCAUUGUCUUUCUUCAUCAGAGAGCACUUACUCUCUCCCCUUUGAAACGCAGCCUUCGUUGUAUCCCUCUCCAGCUUGUAGCACAUUAGCAUGUUUAGCACUCAUUUUUGCUCAUUCUUGUAUUUGCCAUGUACAAUUCUGAAUUACCUUAUACAAGCCUCUAAGCUGUUACUACAUAACUUAUCUUACUGUAACUCUUUUCUUUGCCCAUUGUAAUUUGUUUGUGAUGUAUAUUGUGAGAUUGUAUUCUAUGUUAAUUUAAUCAGCACAACUCACUGACAUGCUGGACUGACAUGCUGGCUGCUGUUUUGAAGUGUAAAGCUUGUGCAGGGCUGUCCGGACAACUACAACUCUGUUGUCAAGGUACUGUGCAUUGGUUCCCAUAGCAACACUGUGGGUGUGACCCUUGAAAUUCUAGGGACAUUUAGCACACCCUCCAGCAAAUUUUAAGUGCAGAUUUUCUUUGUUGAAACUCUAUGAAUACCACAGGUACCUAUGUGGCCCAUGGCUGGUAACUAUUUUGGGCAAUUAGAAAAACAAACAAGCAUUAAAAAAAUAGUGUCUAUUGCUGCUUUGAAUAUGUUUGAAAGUCUGAAAAUGUAAAUAGUUUAUCAAAAAAAAAUCUUGUACAGUCCAGUGUAAAGUUUUUAAAUGACCUGAAGGGUUACCAUCACAGCUUUCGCACACUCUCCUCUGGAUAGUGAUAAAAAGAAGUUUGCUAAGGACUUAAAGAAUUGGAAAAAAAACAAAACAACAGAAUCUCUUCCAACAGAAAGGAGUGGCUCAUGGCCCCUAGCUUUGUCACAUACACAGACCUCUUGGAUCUUGUUGGACAGUAUUGGCAUGAGACAAACUCAGCAUGGAACACCCUCCAGUGGGACUUGUUCAGGGCUUUCCUGCUCUGCCUCACGAUUAAGGGACAGGAUGAGAUAGAAAGGCACGCCGUCUUUGUCUAUCCUGGAAUAUGUUGGCACCUUAGCUACUUCCCCCCUUUGCACAAGGUGCUUUCCCGAUCUGUGUUAGACACGCCAUCUUGGGUGAUGAUGUAUAUGCCAUGAGAGGGCUCAGGCCCGCGGGGAGUGUCUAUAGGAACUGCCUAUUUAUGCUCAUUUACCUCAAGACUGUCCUCUACCCUAAACUAGUUGUCAUCACUCCAUCUUUUGUACUGCUGUUGACACUUACCAAUUAAAGAUAAAUUUUGUUUUAUGA